UUUACAAUACAGUAUAAUCAUGAUUAUAAUAGUAUCGUACGAUACGAUUACGGUAAGCUACACGGUCCGAUUAAAAACGUAUGUAUUCGAUAAUAGAGAGUCGAAUUUCUCAGGAUAGGAUACAGUGAAGAGACCGUAAUAUGUAGUAUUAUAAUCUAGCAAGCAAGGUUGUAAAAUUACCUACAGUAGAUUUACUUUUCUAUGUAUACUCAGCUGUAACAGAUCAUUUCGACAAGUACUCAUUAUUGAAACCUUCAGCGUGCUUGCAGGCGUUUUAGAUAACUGGAAAUUCGUAUGAAGUUAGGAUUCGUAAAUGGGUUAAUAAAGAAAAAGGGCAACUUAUAGUAAAUAGAAAGAGGUAAGAAUAUUUGUGAUGGGCUAAAUAAGUCAUUGGUCUGUUGUAGCACGCAAUGGUUAUAUGAACUUUUCCAAUCAAUUAGCGACCAAGCAACCUAUUUCUGAAAAAGAUAGGAUAGGGUACGAUUUGUAGAGUUAAGGACUUGGCACUUGCAAUCAUAUUUUUUUAUUUUCCACUUUUAAUUUACAAUUAAUGUAUUUUGGGUUGGUUUGAUUAGCCAAUCUAAUUUACGUCAAAUGUUUUUAUUAUUGUUCUCUUUCUUCGUCUGACUUGUCUUUGUAACAGUUCCUCCUUGCGAAAAAGACGAAUUCUUCUUAUUUUUGAUAUCUAUUAUAAUUCCCUUUUCUUCUUAUCAUAUCCUUUUCUCAAAAUAAUAACACUUGGUUGUGCUUAAGUACAUAAUAUAUCCAUGGUUUUACUAAAGACCAAUUUUGUGUAGGUUUCUAUUUUAAUGCUUUUUGCUUGCACACUCCUUGUGCUCUCUCAAGAGUAUUUAUGUUCCUUGCCUUGUACAUAUUUUUGUAUCUCAGAACAAUGGAGUUUUGUAUAAUUCAUUAUCUUUCAUAUGUGUCAAAGAGAAUUAUAAUAAUUUGUGUCCACUUGUGUCUUUAUGACAUAAUCUUUUUUAUGUUUUGCGUAAAAAGUUACCUACGAUAAUCAUUUCAAUUUUCAAUAUAUUGUUGAGGACUCGUAUUUCUGCUGCGUUUGUUAAUUGUUCUUCCAAUUGUUAAAAGAGUAUAAUGGCUUCUCGGAUAUUCAGACCGCCGCCUCUCGGCAGGUUACGGUUGGCGUCUGUGGAUGAUGCACCCUUCAUAUUUGACCUUGUUAAUGAAUCUAUGUCGAAGCAUUUCCGGAUAGAAAAUACAUACAAUGUUAUUUAUUUGAUUGAAAAUGCAGUGUUGUCAAUAUGCCAGUUGGAUGGUAGCGACACAAUAGUAGGUUUUAUAGCUGCAAGAGAUUAUCCGUUGAUACCGUCCGUGCAUCCUCAAGCUUGGGAAAAAUAUAUUUGGACGAAAUAUAAGGCAAUAGAGUUGAAUUCCCGGAACACUCUGUUUAUUCACCUUAUGUGUUGGAACUGUAUAUAUGCUCGUGAUAUUGUUGACAAUAUGCUGAAGUCUAUAUUUAUGCAUGAUGCAUACGUUCAACACAUCGCUAUGAUGAAGACUGUGGUAGAUUAUCCCUUGCUCGUACCCGGUCAGUCGCGAUCAGAAGGUUCGUUUCGACGAGUGCAGGCGAUGGAGCGAGGAAUCCCCGGCGAUAUACUUCCCUCGCUGAGCAUUGCUGACCGAAGCGAGGUCAGCCCAAGGCUUCGCAUUAGGAGGGCAGUGGAAGAAGACAACGAUGACAUAGUGCCAAUAAUUGAAAGACAUUCGGCUCGCUUACGACAGCUCUACGGUGAAUUUUAUGUUAGCGAGCUAAUUUCUAGGCACCCUGAGUCCGAACGAGUAUUGCUCGUUUGCGAGCACAAAGAAGUAGCAGUUGGAGUAAUGUGUCUCAACACUCAGAUUAACUAUGAAGCGUUGGAAGAAAGUUUUGAAUUGUCGCCUUUUGCUGGCCUUAGGCACAUGGACGUAUCGCAUUUUCAUAAGCUAAGCAAAAAUAGCGAUUCUACUGCUAGCUUUUCAGCGUGUAACGUGACAGCCGUGGGAGAAAGCUCUCUAGGUCUAACAACAUCGGAAUCGACACGCUCAAGAGAUCCUAAAUCUAGGGUAACUUGGGUGUUUGAAGACGACGAAUUCAAAGAUCUUCGGCCGGACAUGGCCCCUACUCGCAGCACAUCACAACUAGCUCCGUCCGCACAGCUCGACGUGCUAAAUCUCUUGGAGGACGAAGAGGACGAACUGGAGUUUGAUAUAGUGAACAUCGACACAGAUUUGUUGAGAGUGCCCAAGUUAUUGACUUAUGAUGCUUCAGAGAGAGGACCAGCGGACAGCAUUAUGAAGAUUAUAGACGGUACUGCCAGACACAGCCGUAAGGAGUCAUCUAUGAAUGAGAAAGUUAAAAAGGAAAAGACUAAAUCUUCGGCCAUCCCAAGCACAUAUAAAGCUCCGGAGCCUAAACGUUAUUCAGGGCCACCAAAUGCGUUCUUGCUUGAGUUAUUUGCUAUGCAUCCAGAUUAUGACGAAAGAUAUGGUUUCGAUAUGUUGGAAGCGGCAUACGAGUUAUUUCCGAACAGAGAUUAUUGCAUCAUUUGCCUUCCGUCCAACCAGCCUUCGUUUCCAUUAUUAGAGCACUUUACGUUAGUGACGCCGUAUUGUUGUCGAAUGAGAUUCAUAAACGAGACGCUUUAUGUCGCGCAUGUCAAUUCUGUCAGAGGUGACGUAAAAGUGCGUCCAGGGGAGGCAUACGAUAUUCUCGAAUUGAACAAUAUUCUGGAGCACGCGCCUCGGGCCCAGGCGCUUUUUGAUUUAUUUGAAUCGUCGUUAACAUCUUGUACACUUCAGAGUUAUAUACUGUUAAGCCAGAACCAACCGAUUGGCAUGGUUGUGCUUGGACCAUUAGAGGAUGGCGCAGCAAUCAGGACUCAAUACGACUUGGAACCAGAACCGCGCCGGCCUCGCACUGAUGGCACUAUCCUAGCUGGCGUGAUGUCUCCCGCGUUAGAGCCGCAUGGUCGGUGGUACAUACGAGAGCUUCUUCGGCAUUCACAAUACACAACACUGUUUUGGAUCUGUCGAUUAUUUGCGAAGGGCGAUGCAAGUCCAAGCCGCAAUCUGAUGUCGCUGGCUGGGCACAUGACGCCGGUACAUCCACGGGUAUCUGUGCCUAACAUAAGUGGCAACAGAGAUUUGGACGUCAUAUUUGAUGAUGUGGCCACUCCAUUUGCUCUAUGGGUGCUGGAGAGACCUCUCUCGAGUUUGCCAAAGGUGUAUGUGAAUAACAGCAUUGUUGUCGUGGGUGCCAGUCGCACCGGACUCGCUUUUCUCGAAACCCUGCUUAUGGGUUCAGCGUCCCGCUAUCUGACGUUCAGCAACGUGACUCUAGUAUCGGAGCACGGGCUACCCACAGUGGCCGAAUGUUUACGAGCGGCUGAUACCUGCGUCCCGAGGGACGGCCGCUUCUCCGACCGCUACCUCAAGAGUGUGCCGUUCUACUACUAUCUUGAUGUAAUGUCGGCUGUCAUGGUCGGUAUUGAUAGGAAUAAAAAAUGCAUACACCUGAAGGGCGGUGGUAUGAAAUUCUAUGAUGAACUGGUACUGACUUGUGGUCUACAGUUCCAACAUCCAGAUUAUCUUAGUGAAGCCAUGGAAUUAGCUAAAGAAGUAGAGAAAGGUAAGCCUUGCGAGAGGACGCUUAUGGAUAAUCCUGAAUACCAGCCAGAUCGUGUACCACCGUCAUCUGAUGUACCUGAAAAUGUGAUGCUUAUUAACUCUUUGUUUGAAGCCAACAUCUGUCUGAGGAAACUCAUGCGCAUGAUUAGCGACUUUAAGGACAGUCGUGAUUGUCUAAGCGACGAGAACCAAGUGGUAGUUUACGGAGAAUGUGUGGAAGCAUACAGUUGUAUUGCUGCUCUACUCGAGUUAGGUUUGGCGGCCGAAAUGAUCGCUUUCGUCGAAUCAUUCCCGCCUGAAGACCCAGCUGCUUUGAGGAUCAAUUGCUUCAAUAAUGAGACGGUCGAUGAAAGAGUUCAAGCAAAUAUAGAUAAACUGGGCAUUCGUGUGUUGCGUCGUUGCUUCCUCGCGGGUUGGCGGCUGCAGGACAACCGCGUCGAGGCGCUGCAUCUCAUGUCACCGCUGUACGCCAUCCGACUGCCAUGCUUCGCUGUCUUCUACUACGGCAUCAAAGCCAUUGACACUUACGCUUUUAAGGCAAUAAACGAGUGUGGGCUAGUGUAUGACGGCGGUCUAGUGGUGGGCCCGGCGUUCGAGACCAACGACCCGUGUAUAUAUGGCGCGGGCACGUGCGUGCGCUACUCGCGGCGGCUGUACGCGGGGCGCCGCCAGCACCGGUAUUACUGCUCCGAGGACGUGGGGGAGGCGCUUGCACAACUGUUUCUGAAAAAGAUGGAUCCGUUUGUAAUGUGUGAUGAAGGUGUCGGUGACGCGUCUUUGGAUCUGCUGCCAAGAUUUAGCUCCAGUUUGCUAGCAUUCAGGGGCUCACGCGGAAGCUUUUCGAGUGCUACAAGGCUUUCGAUUGGAUCGUGGAGAAAAUGGCAACCAGUCUUGAGGUUCGAGUCACCACUCGUACAAUCCGCUACACUACCCGGCCCACUGUACUACAUGAAACUGAGAAAGGCUGGUAUCGAAAUACCAAUGGCGGUCGAGGCCUUGCUUCCACAUCAGGGUCACACUCUGUUAACCGACAAGCGUGGUAACUAUUUUCGUCUGCAAUUAAACGCAUUGCACUGCGUUGAUGCUGUUACCUGCCUUUCCAAGAAGCGGUUCUCAUCCGAGAUCUUCAUUCAGAUUUAUGGUAAACAUGAGGCGUUCUUCAACAAGCUUCUUGUUAGGUUUCAGUCAAAUUUAAUUGAUGAUUUCUACGAGUUUUUCACCCAACCAUGGAUGUCCGCACUCUAUCAGGAGACUUUUGGCGACUUGUUAAGGGAUAUCAACGAGCAGGAUGUUGGCACGGUGUAUGAGCUAGUCCGUUCGAAGUUCAGUCUACGCGAGGAUGGAAGCGGUCGCGAGUCGCCAAAACAUUCAAGUUGCUCUGAUACGCAGAGCUGUGCGACUGGAAUGAAGGAUGUGCAGAAUAUGGGUACUUUCCGGUCUGUGAUUGACAGAUUCCUAAUGAGAACCAGCAGUGUUCAGCAGAUACAAACGCCAAGACCUACUGAUAUACCUUCGGAGUGCGGUCAAAGUGCAUCGUUGCGCGCCGAAGCCGCAGGUUUCUGGCGGUCGGUAAGCGGCGAGCGCAUCGUCAUCGCUCAUAUCGCCAAGUACCUCAACAGGAAUAGCGUUACCAACCCGCACUAUGCAGAACCGAGGAGGGAGUUUAUAUAGACUAGUUAUGUAGUUUAUGUUUCAU
Manduca sexta (tobacco hornworm) is the source of this 5326-nucleotide messenger RNA. RefSeq names its product cilia- and flagella-associated protein 61. The coding region runs from base 1099 to 5301 and encodes 1400 amino acids. NCBI's taxonomy places the organism in Eukaryota, Metazoa, Arthropoda, Insecta, Lepidoptera, Sphingidae. The record is from RefSeq and is a predicted model, not a curated record. The transcript is spliced from 32 exons.